UAAUCACAAACUUUCAUGCACCCAUUCCUCUCAUCCUCCUCUCUCUCUCUCUCCAUAUUACUCUUCCUCUUGACCUCAUUAACCAACCAAAGAUGGUGUCCUUAGAGACAAUUCAAUCAACUUCCAGAUCCAUUGAUCCAGCCAAUGCAACCCCAAGAAUCUCAUUCUCAGCUGACCCCAAUGAGAACAACUCCGCCGCCACCACCUUCAUCUCCAUUUCCCCGAAGCUAGGCGCGCUCGGGAACCGCAACAAGGCGAGAUCGGAGCGGCCCGAUCUCGAGAAGUCCGACUUCGAGUUCCUCUCGGCCAACCCCAGCCUGGACUCAAACAUAUUGACUGCGGACGAGCUCUUCUCCGAGGGGAAGCUCCUCCCCUUCUGGCAGGCCCACCACUCCGAAAACCGGCCCACGGGCAUGGCCACCCUCAGGACGAGGCCAGGGCCCGAUGGGGAGGAAGACGACGAGCCCGAGGAAGGACAGGGAGAGGCCCGAGAUGGAGAAGGUCGGGCUGCGGGCACGCCUGCCGAUAAGGACGCGCCGGGCCGGGGCGGGCCCGGGUGGUUCAUGGACGACGACCCGUCCCCGCGCCCUCCCAAGUGCACUGUCCUGUGGAAGGAGCUGCUGAGGCUGAGGAACCGGCCGCUCCCACCCGACACGGCCAGCCCGAACAGUGAGAAGAAGGAAGGGGCUUCGGGUGGUGCGGGCGAGCGGGACAAGGACGCGAACAAGAGGGCGAAGAAGGGGCUGGAGAGGACGCGGUCGGGGACGCUACGGAUCAGGCCGAUGAUCAACGUGCCGAUUUGCAGUACUGUGAAGGGGACUAGUAACUAUGUGCUGCCUCCUCCUCUGUUCCCGACAAAGAAGGGGAGAGUAGAGAGGUGAAAGAGUUGUGGAAGAAAAGUUGUUCACAAAAGUUCCUUAGACAAAUUAUGUGUUUAGAUAUGUUAAUAUCUUUUUGUCUCCAAUUUUUGCAUAUUGUUUCCCUCCCCAACUGUGAUUCAACUAAGCUCUGAUGUAUGGGAUCUUCUCGUUCUACGGUUCUCUGCAGUUCGGUGCGGUUCUCUUGUGAAACAACUGUUCGCCGGAUUAACUUUUGUUUAGAAAAUCUCGAUUUGUUCUCUUAAAUUUCGUGUGUACUGAACUUCCGAUCCAUUCCAAUAGCUGUUAACAACUUAAGGUGGAGGCUAUCUAUCUCUCCAUCCGAAUCCCGGAACUAGACAUCUUUUGUUU
Molecule: messenger RNA, 1229 nt
Organism: Punica granatum (pomegranate)
Lineage: Eukaryota; Viridiplantae; Streptophyta; Magnoliopsida; Myrtales; Lythraceae
Source: RefSeq, a predicted model, not a curated record